Molecule: messenger RNA, 3533 nt
Organism: Plectropomus leopardus (leopard coralgrouper)
Lineage: Eukaryota; Metazoa; Chordata; Actinopteri; Perciformes; Serranidae
Gene: tex2l
Product: testis expressed 2, like
Cellular component (GO): endoplasmic reticulum
Molecular function (GO): lipid binding
Source: RefSeq, a predicted model, not a curated record
GGAGAAGUCCUACCAGGAAUCCAACCUACCAGGAAUAAGGACACUGACCUGAAUCGAGAUGGAGAGGGAACCAGCAGAAGAAGACGCCCCUGACCGGCGGCUUUAGUCACGUUUCCAUGCACAGAAUAAUUUUCCAUGUGCCUUAGCUGUGCGAUGUAAAGCCAAGAAAUGGCAGAGAGUGGAACCGAUGGGGAGAGAAGAAGUAAGGAUAAAGGGGGAGGAGGUGGCAAACCUCUCCAGGAGGGUCUCUCCCCCGCUGCUGGGAACAAGAGGCACCUUCCUCGAGGGAUAGUGAUCCAGCUGACUGGAACGGAGGGAGACUGGGACAGUCUGGAUGACAGUGAGCUCAUCUUCUCCCUCGACCACGAUGAAGACUACCCCUCCAUCUCUCUCUCUAAGGAGAGGCAGCUUUCUGUGGAGGAUGAUAGAAGGUUGCAGUCCCAAGCAUUUCAUGUCCCCCUCUCGCCCUCGUCCCCUGGCUCCUUGGGCAACUGCUCAGUCCCCAGCUUUCUCUCCCCGGGCCCGUCAUCACCCACCCACCGCCCCCUCGCCAGCCUGGUCAAGUCGCUCUCCACGGAGCUGGAGCUCAAAGAAGGCUCCACGCUGAGACCCAAGCCCCUUCUUAGCCUAGUGAAGUCCAUCUCCACGGAGAUCUCCCGCUCCGAGCCAGAGGUGUCGCAGUCCAAGUCAGACUCCCGCCUCAACCUCCACUUGUGGAAGCAGCUCACCCAAUCAAAGACCCGCAGCAACGGGGACUCCCGCACCGCGCCCCCGUCUCCGAGCUCACUCUCCCCCAGCGGAGAGAGCCUGAGAGGGGGCUUCUUCAAAAUGGAGUUAGAGGACACAAAGAGGAAGCUGUCGGAGGCCGUGCACGAGCCUCUUAGCAGCAUGUUUAGCAAGAUCAUGAGGGAGGAGAGUGCAGGGAGCCCAAAAAUCCAGAGUAAGAGCUCCAAAGGUUUAAGGCGAGACGGGAGUACGGACACAGUUCUCUCAGAGUCUCCUGUGAGGAAAAAGGCAGAUGCAGAUGUUUCUUCUGUUUUUGACUGGCCUCCUGUCAGACAGCCAAGAAGAAGCCAGCGCAGCUCCUGCCCCAUGCAUCACAACAGACAACUUCACAGGGAGACGGAGCUGGAAAUAUGUACAGACGGUGACAUGAUGCAAGUAUUCGCCACAGAGAGGUCACCUCCCCUCACAGCGCCUUUGGUCAGGACUCCUCCCCUUCCUCAGCCCCCUCACCCCCUGCCACGCAUGAGUUUAUUCUGUGUGGCGGUACUGUCCUACGCCUACUUCAUCCUCCCUCUCAGUCCGUACCUCUCUGGCUUGGCUCUAGGAUUAGCACUAGGCUUCCUGCUUGGACUGUUGCUCAUCAGGAUGGGCUCCCCGAGGUCUCGCCGCUCAGAGUUCCCACGCAAGGUAGCACACACUCUGCUGGGAGAGGAGAUCCUGGCAGGUGGCUCUUUCUGCACUCAGCCUGACACACUCAAGGGCUGGAUGAACGAGACGCAUGAUUACGACCCAGAAACCUCCCAUCCAGCUCUGACUCACUCAGUGUUCGCCACCCUGGAGGGCUCCUGUCUCCGUCUGGACUCCCCACGUAACAACAUCAGCCGCAGGGCCACAUACGACGAGAGAGUCCACGAUGCCACCUUCAUCAAGUCCCGCUUCUUUCAGCUCACAAACAGCAAAGUAUUCCUGCUGCCAUCUGCGCUCGCUCGCAAGAGGAUGUGGAACCCAAAGUAUCCCAUCUGCAUCCAACUGUCCAGGGAAGCGAACUCACAGGAGGAUGAGGGAGGAGAGGAGCCAGGAGCUGAACCGGCAAGUCCACAGCAGAGUUCAUCCAAAUACGUCUAUGACCUUCCCACCACUCUUUACGUCUUUGGCCGCACAGGAAGAGAGAAAGAAGAGUGGUUUCGUCACUUCCUGCAUGCAUCAAUGGAUACAGAGAGGGAACAAGAGGGAGACAGACAGCAGCCUGGCAGAUGUGUGUCCAGAUCGGGUGAUCCAGCUUUUGCACAGAGUGUCAGUGGCCAAGGUAACGUGCCGAGCAGCAGGGGCUCCAGCAGAGUGGGCAGCAGUGACGAUGACACCCCCUUCACACCUCCAGCCCCAUGCAUCCCUGCAGCUCCUGUAAGUCAGACCUCCAGUAGCACCAGGGGCCCUUCCCUGCUGGACUACCCUGGAUACAUGGCUCGUCUAGUGGCCACAGAGGAUCUGACGCCCCUCUCCAGUCCUGGAGCUGGCAGCACAGAGACAAGCCCCACUAUCAAAGGAAAUUGUACCUGUGAUUUGGCAGAGCACUCUGGGACAAGCCAGACUGACUGGGCUAAUGCUCUAAUUGGCCGAAUCUUCUGGGACUUCCUGCGAGAGAGGCACUGGGCCGAUGCUGUUUCCCACAAGAUCCAGAAGAAGCUGAGCAAAAUCAGACUGCCUUACUUUAUGAAUGAGCUGACUCUGACUGACUUGGAUAUGGGCUGCUCGAUGCCGCAAAUCACCUCUACCUCCAGACCAGAGGUCAACCACAGAGGCCUGUGGGUGGAGCUGCAGCUGGUCUACACUGGUGCCCUGCAGAUGACCCUGCAGACAAAGUUCAACUUGUCCAAACUGGGGAAAGAGGGCAGUCAGGAUGCAGACUGUGCCACCGAAACUGGUAGCCCACGUUGCAAGCCUAUCUUCAGUGUGUUGGCGGACAGCGAUGAAGAGUCCUCCAGCGCUGGUUCAUCUGACGAGGAGGAGCUGCUUCUUUCUGAGCCUCAGGGUCCAGUCGGGGAGAAGGGAUCCACAUCAGCUACUGACGGGACGGGGGGUGGAAAGACUGGAAAGAAGAUUUUGAGAUUUGUGGACAAAAUUGCUAAAUCCAAAUAUUUCCAGAAGGCAACAGAGAAUGAGUUCAUUAAAAAGAAGUUUGAGGAGAUGUCCAACACGCCACUGCUGCUUACUGUGGAGGUUCAGGAGCUGUCAGGAUCGCUGGUCGUCAACAUCCCACCGCCUCCUACGGACAGGAUAUGGUACAGUUUCUGCGUCCCCCCUAAGCUAGAUCUGCACGUCCGUCCCAAACUUGGAGAGAGGGAGGUGACUUUCUGUCACGUGACUGAGUGGAUUGAAAAGAAACUGCAGGAUGAGUUCCAGAAAGUGUUUGUGCUGCCAAAUAUGGACGACAUCUACAUUCCCCUGAUGCAUUCUGGGAUGGACGGCCCUCAGACUGCUCAGCACCUGUCUGCUCAGUCACAGCGGUCCCACAGCUCGUCCACAGAGUCCAUAGAGAGGAUCCCACCUGAGAUCUGUGAGGCUGAGAUGGAUUAGUGCCUCACUGUUGAUCCUGGAAGAUUCAUGAUGUUAAAAAAAAUCACAAUGAGAAGAAUAAGAGCAUUAAGUUUCAGACUCACUAACCAGAGGUUUUCUGUCUGAGCCAGGAGUCUCUUAACGUCCUAGCGCUGCACAAGUGAUACCUUUUGCAAAUGUUUACAUGUGAAGGAUCCUUAUGAGAUUAUAUUUGUGACAUUUACAGCUCAAUGUCACUUCAGAUAAAACGUGAU